UCGUACAUGUUUCACUCAGUCGACCACUUCCUGCCGGCCGAACGAGCAGGUUGCCACGGCGUCCCCAGCCACGAACAACUACUGCGUACUGGAGAAAGCGAUGACGAUUGCGAGAUCAUCGGUUUGAGUGAUGAUGAGGACGACGGUGGCAGCUCCGCCGAUACUAUUAAGAGUGGUAGCCCAAGUUCAGUGUUGCCCAUCUCUGGCUCGACAGCUGACGGUAUAUCUGGGCUUGAAGCACAGGAAGGCUCGGGUUCCUCGCCUGAGAAAAAGCUCUGAGGAUGAACGUUUAGAGACACGCUCUGACGAUGCCCUGGUUUCUGCGCCCUCCUCUCCCAGGUCUCCGGAGUUUCCACCCAAGUGUUUGGGGCAACAGGAUUCAGCAGGGACGGUAUUCAAGGACCCUUCUGUGAAGAUUCGGCUGGUCGCCUUGCGGUCAUCCAUCUUGGACUCCACAUUUAUACAGAUCAACACUACGGAGGGGAGCGCGCACGGCAUCGGAAUCCCGCCGUAUCGAAACGAAGCCAUCCCGCUCGAGUCAUACCAGGAGCAGGUCGAAACUAGUACCACCCGUGACGAUUGCGUCACGCUGUUGACGCAGAACGGCUUCAAUUCCGGUGCGCUCUCAGGGACGCCGUCCUUCAUUCGCUUGCCUGGUUCCAGACAUUUCAAGAGGUCAACGUUGCUAUGGUGGACAAGCCUCUGGCGCCGGGGGACUGCGGAAGUUGGGUCAAAAUUUUCCACGACGAGGAAGCUGCUUGGCCAUGUUGUUGCCGGGAGUCCGACAACCGGCUUAACCUUCGUGACGCCAGCAGCCAGGGUAAGGGUAUUCGCCAAGGCUUUAUUGGCGCUCUCGACUCGGUCAUCAGCGGUGAAGACCUGGUGACACGAAGUAACAAAAUAACCGAAAGAGAAGUCCUCUGCGGACCUUCAUGGGGGGGUAGUCUGGGAUGAAAUAAGAAGAGUCAAAUACUAGAGUGUCGGAACUAUCACAGAUGCAUUGUUAACACCAUGAAGGGCAGCUUGGAUCUGCUAAAGAAUGCCACGAAACCAUCGGUGGGCGCCAUCAAGUACUCGAGUCUCGGGGUGUCUAU
This is a messenger RNA of Chaetomium strumarium, 1094 nucleotides long. RefSeq lists its product as uncharacterized. The transcript has a single exon. Lineage: Eukaryota; Fungi; Ascomycota; Sordariomycetes; Sordariales; Chaetomiaceae. The record is from RefSeq and is a predicted model, not a curated record. Bases 131 to 886 code for a protein of 251 amino acids.